UUUUUGCCUGUCCACUCUCUAGCUGGUUUGGAGCAUGCUAAAAAAAGUGUGAGAGAGAUGGUUAUAUGGCCUUUAUUACGUCCUGACAUUUUUAAAGGUUGCCGUUCUCCGGGAAAAGGUCUUCUUCUGUUUGGUCCCCCAGGAACGGGUAAAACAAUGAUAGGGAAAGCCAUAGCUGGAGAGGCUAAAGCAACCUUUUUCUACAUAUCUUCCAGUUCGGUAACCAGCAAAUGGGUCGGUGAGAGUGAAAAGCUAGUGAGAGCACUUUUUGGAGUUGCCUAUUGUCGUCAGCCGGCUGUCAUAUUCGUUGAUGAAAUAGAUUCGCUUUUGUCCAAGCGCAAAGAAGGUGAAUAUGAAUCAUAUAGACGAUUCAAGACCCAAUUUCUUAUUGAAAUGGAAGGCUUUGAUAGUGGGAGUGAGCAAAUUCUGCUUAUAGGAGCAACAAAUAGACCCCAAGAACUUGAUGAGGCAGCACGAAGGCGACUGACUAAGCGACUAUACAUUCCCCUCCCUUCUUCAGAUGCGAGGUCAUGGAUCAUCCGCAAUCUCUUAGAAAAGGAUGGGUUAUUUAAGCUUUCAAAGGAGGAUACUGAUAAGAUAUGCGAGUUAACUGAAGGGUAUUCAGGAUCAGAUAUGAAAAAUCUAGUGCAGGGUGCCUCCAUGGGUCCACUGAGAGAGGCUCUGAAACAGGGCAUAGAUAUUACAAAGCUGAAACAGGAAGAUAUGAGGCCAGUAAAUCUCGAGGACUUUGAGAGUGCAUUUCUGGAGGUGAGUCGCUCUGUAUCUUUGGAUGAAAUCGGUGCAUAUGAGGAGUACAACCGAAAAUUUGGAAGCUUGUCGUUCUAGAGGUCUGUUUGGUUAGUGAAGAACGAAAAUAGGUGACAAAUUACCGCAAGUUGUAAUGGUUUGGAAGAUCAAUCAAUAAACAUUGACUUGCUGAUCGAUGUUAGAAUCAUGUUUUUAGUGUGUUCCCGAAGCUUUAAACUUCUUCCUUGUGCAUCAACUUUCAGGAAUAAGAAGUGU
This is a messenger RNA of Cornus florida, 1023 nucleotides long. RefSeq names its product ATPase family AAA domain-containing protein FIGL1-like. The transcript has 8 exons. Gene Ontology annotation, molecular function: ATP hydrolysis activity; ATP binding. Bases 58 to 846 code for a protein of 262 amino acids. NCBI's taxonomy places the organism in Eukaryota, Viridiplantae, Streptophyta, Magnoliopsida, Cornales, Cornaceae. The record is from RefSeq and is a predicted model, not a curated record.